Molecule: messenger RNA, 1614 nt
Organism: Strongyloides ratti
Lineage: Eukaryota; Metazoa; Nematoda; Chromadorea; Rhabditida; Strongyloididae
Product: Collagen triple helix repeat-containing protein
Exons: 5
Coding region: 1-1614 (537 amino acids)
Source: RefSeq, a predicted model, not a curated record
AUGAAAUAUAUUCGUUCUAGAACUUUUCGUGUUUUGUCAAAUGUAACAUGGAAUGCAAUUAUAUUUACAAGAAAUAAUAAGGUUACCGAAUUAAGAAAUAUUUUUAGAUAUAAAAGGGAUUACCAAGGAGAACCUGGUACUGAACAAGGAAAUUAUCCACAAGAAACUACUGAUGAAUCCGAUAAUAAUCAAGAAGAAAAUAAAGCAAAAAAUAAAAAAUGUAAUAAAGUUGGUGAACCUGGACCUGAUGGUUUACCGGGACCUGAUGGUUUUCCAGGAUUACCAGGUGAAAAAGGAAAACCUGGAAAUCCAGGAUCACUUGAUAAUGGAGUUAGACCUGUACGAGAUUGUGCAUCAUGUCCACCAGGUCCAGCUGGUCCACCUGGUGAUGAUGGUCCUCCAGGACCACCUGGUGAUGAUGGAAAAAGUGGUAGUCCUGGUGAAGAUGGAAAACCAGGAGCUCCUGGAGCAGAAGGAAAACCUGGAUCACCAGGACCUGAUGGAAAGCCAGGUGAAGAUGGAAAACCAGGAUCUGUUGGAAAAGAUGGAGUUAAAAAACUUUCAAAACCUGGCGAACAAGGACCACCAGGACCUUCAGGGCCAGAUGGAAAACCAGGUAAAGAUGGUGAACCUGGCAAACCUGGUAAUGAAGGCCCAGUUGGUCCAAUUGGUCCAGCAGGAGAACCAGGAACUAAAGGUGACGAUGGUCAACCGGGAUCUCCAGGACGUCCUGGUGAACCAGGAUCGGAUGGAUCUUAUUGUCGUUGUCCUCCUCGUACUGAUCAACUUCCAAAAGAUAGAGAUAUUCCAAAACCAAAAAGUAAUAAAAAGGACAAAAAAAUAUCUGGUAAUGAAAGUGAAACUUCUACUUCAAAAUCGUCUAUUGUUGAAGUAGAACCUCCAUUAACAACUGUUGAACCUGUAGAUGAAAUAAAUAAUUCUGAAAAUACCUCACCACCAUCAAAAUCUGAUCCACAUAUAGAAAAAACUUCUGACAAUUCAGAUAAUUCUAAUAAUAAUUCAGGAAAUUCACCAAAUGAAGGAUAUGACAGUGGAAGUUCUGUUCCAAAAGAUAGUAAAAAUGCUACAAAUGAAGUUCCAGCUUCAGAAAAAACCAGUGAAGUUACUACAAGUAUAAAAAUUUCUGAAGAAGAAACAAAAAUAAUAAAUAAUAAUGAUAAAACAGAUGAUGAUAAAGAAAGUGAAGAUGUAAAAAAAGCAGAAGAAGUUAAUAUUUCAACUUCUGUAUCACAAAGUUAUCAAACUUCUUCAUCUUCAGCAAUAUUACCUCCUUCAAUUUCACCAGAUGUAAAUACAAAUGAAACUACUACUGAUGAGCAAAUAGAAUCUUCAGGUGAUGAACCAGAACAAGAUGGCACUAACGCAUCAUAUAAAAUAGCUAAUGAAUCAAUAAUUAAUAAUUCUACAGAUGGAUCAGCUUAUUCUGACGAUAAAAACGAAGAAAACAUUGCCAAUAAUAGUUUAAAAAACAAAGAAUCAACUUCUAAUGAUUCUUCAAAACCAAGAACUGACGAAGACAGUUAUUCUGAAUCAAUAGAAAGAAAGAUUUCUAGACUUCAAGAUGGAAUAGUUAAAGUUAACAAGAAAGAAUAG